GCUAAUAUCAUAUUAGCUUACACAGAACAGAGUACAGAUAUCGUCCGGUGAUAAUCGAGGGCUUUAAAUUCUGUCGCUUUGCUAGUCCGAACGGACGUAAAAAAAAGUGUGGGUGGUUCCUUCUAAAGGUAAUACAGUUAUGAGCAGUGGAAGAUGUCGAAAAGAAACGCCAGAGCCGUAGUCGUUGACUGUUUCCAGGACAGAUCUUCCAUCCACUCCAUUCUAACAAACACAGAAGAGCUCAUCAGCGGAAAUACCGACAUCGACAACCACGUCUUCUUCAUCACGCCGAUCAACUUGAAUGACGUCAUCAGCAGUAGUGUUUCCAUUACGUCCGUUUUUACCCGCCACCAAGUCGUCACGAGUUCAAGCAAAAUCGGGGCGUUUUAUAAAGCGAAAACAGAUUUCGAUUUAAAGGAUAUUGAAGAUAUUCUAAUAGUGUGUUGCCUUGAAGGUCUGACAUUUUGGACUAAUACGUGUGAAAUUUUGCUGACACCUGUCCAUCAGUGGCAAAUAAAAACUCUCCCAGAAGCAGGAACAACAACUACAAAAACAAAUGCUACUACAGCUGUGUCGAAAGUACGAGACAAGGAUGAUGGAAUCGAUGAUUUAAAAGUCACCAUAACCAACUAUCUGCAGAGUAUCGAUCCUAUAGGGCAACUGAACAUUCUGCAUUCACCACUGUUUGAAGUGGACCAGUUUGUUCAUGGGUUCACCACGAGGACAGGAGGAAUCACCACAAUUCCACCCAUGAGCUCCUUAAACCUCCACUACACAGUCAAGAAAAGAGAUCCUCCAAUUGUCAUCAAGGAAAACCUAAGACGUGUCGCGACCGCGGCGGGUUUUGAUCUUAAGACCUUCCACCCCUUGAAGCCAGAACACGGAAAUGCAGUUUGGGUAAUGGACAAAGAAGAACCGGUGAAGUAUGACGGAAUUGUGACCAAUCGGAGAGGCGUAACCUUAGCAGCGCCUGGGGCAGACUGUAUACCCGUCAUUUUUGCAGAUCCGGUGAAGAUGAUCUGUGGGGCCGUGCAUGCGGGUUAUCGAGGCACGGUCAUGGCAGCGGUAGUGGAGACACUGCGGGUAAUGGUUAGCGUUUAUAACUGUGAUCCCAAAGACGUCCGCGUUGCCAUGGGACCGGCCCUCCGACCGUGUUGCGCUGUGCUCGAACCCGACGAUCCGACAGUUGCAGGUCUUGCGGCCAUCAGUCCAAGUUGUGUGGGCCGGGACAAAGCGGGGAAGCCUUGCGUGGACAUGUUCAAAGCAAACACCAUCAUGUUGCUGAAAGAAGGAAUUCUUCCUGAACACAUAGACGAUAGAUCGGCAGGAAUCUGCACGUUCUGCAAUAAGGACAAAUGCUUCUCACACCAAAGAGAUGGUAUUCCUUUUGGGAAUCAAGUCGGGUUCAUUCGAAUGCUGUAGAAUAUGAUGUGAUGUAUGAUUUGUCUUAAUAGUACUAUUCAUUUCCAUACAUUCCAUAUACAUACACACAUACAUACAUACAUACAUACACAUACACACACGCACACACACACAUACACACACACACACAUUCACACACACACACACACACACACACACACACACACACACACACACACACACACACACACCUAUCACUAGUAAUCCCUAUCACUAGUAAUAAGGCUUAAAUUACAUAUGUAUUUGUUGAUUCAGAUGUUUGUUCAUGUAAUUAAUGUAUAUUUAUGUUACUGUUACUGCAGAUAAAUGUAUAUUAUAUUGUUAUUUUUGCUCUGCCCAUAUUCGGGUGUUAUGCAAAUAAAUUAUUCUUAUUCUUAUUCAUACACACACAUAUAUGUAUAUGAUCUUUCCAAUGUUUAUAGUGACUUAGAACAGUUUUAAAACCUUUAGUGCAUCAAGUCUGUUUGAUUGGAAUGUUGUAGAAUAGUUUUUUUACUUAUGACUUUUUUUGUUAUAGUACUAUUAAUUUCUACACAUUCCAGAACAUAUUUUUGGUCUUUCCGAUGUUUGUAGUAACCUAAAACAGUUUUCGUAUAUAUGACAAUGACGUCAAAAGCAGUGGGGUUAUCACUGCCCCAAACCCUCUACUGUGAAGAUUAUGUUGUUGUUCCUCUAGUUGAAAAAUGACAAUGUUGAUGGUAUGCAUGCGGCACAGUUGUUAUCAGUCACGGCACAAUUGUUAUCCAUCACGGCACAGUUGUUAUCAGUCACGGCAGUACUAAAUAUUAUAGGUAACUUCAAACUAAUGGGUUGUUUAAAUACGACAGAGGUCAACCUACUUUCAGUCACCAAACAAAUUAAACUGCUUCAGCAAAUAACAAGUACCGGCCUCGGUGGUGUCGUGGUUAAGCCAUCGGACAUAAGCCUGGUAGGUACUGGGUUCACAGCCUGGUACCGGCCUCGGUGGUGUCGUGGUUAAGACAUCGGACAUAAGGCUGGU
Molecule: messenger RNA, 2422 nt
Organism: Gigantopelta aegis
Lineage: Eukaryota; Metazoa; Mollusca; Gastropoda; Neomphalida; Peltospiridae
Product: purine nucleoside phosphorylase LACC1-like
Exons: 2
Coding region: 154-1422 (422 amino acids)
Molecular function (GO): copper ion binding
Source: RefSeq, a predicted model, not a curated record